AUGCCUGGCCUUUGCAAACUAAGGAAUGCCAUGUGCACCUCCCACUUUGGAGCUGUGGUGAGGACGACGCAUGUUACUGGCACUUUAACAGAUAUUGGCUCCACCCUGGGCCGCGUGGCAAUGAUCCAUUUGCGAAAAGGCUGUCGGAGAUCGCGCCUGAACAUCUUGGAAAAGGCCGAGGUGGGCGUGGACGCUCGGAAGCUUUUGGUGUUGUUGCCCAUGUGGAUCUUUUUCGUGCUGGGCAGCGCCCUAGGUGCGUAUUGCGAAUACGCUGUGGGAGCAUCAGCUCUGCUGAUCCCGGCCAGCUUUACACUGACCUUGGGAUUGCUCUACACAUUUCUCAGGUCUGUGCUGAAGGAAAAGUUGAAGCGUUACGAGCAACAGCGGCUGAACGAAAAGAUCAAAGAAGUACAACUGUCCUUGACGCGCACUGGCUCAAGGCUUGCAGGACAAAGUUCCUCCGAUUUGCAAGAGAUCGACGAAGAGAUGGGCGAAAUGAUGGAGAUGUUGUCGGAGGUGGAUGCCAGCGUCAGCCACCUUUGUGAGUCGGCCCCGGAUGAGAGCGUCAAAGAGCUGAAGGAGGAAGCCAGUCCCGGGCAUCAGAGUUUGUGA
Messenger RNA from Durusdinium trenchii, 612 nucleotides. The record is from the annotation of a GenBank genome assembly. Lineage: Eukaryota; Dinophyceae; Suessiales; Symbiodiniaceae.